AUGUAUAACGUCCAUCAAGAAAUGAUUUCAGAAUAAGAUAAGCAUUUAGAAGAAAUAAAUGAUGUAGCAAAUAGGCUUAAACACAAUGUAAAAGUAAUAGACAUAGCGUUAGAUGAAUAAGGAUAGAAAAUAAAUGAUUUAGAUGAUAAUAUAGAUAAAAAUUUAACGAAAAUGAACUUUUCAAAAGAAGCAGCCGGUAAUAAGUUUAUAAAAACAGGAGGAGAUGCAGUAGCCGAUGAUAGAAACUGGAUAGCACGUAUUUAAAAUGAGUUAAAUUGUACAUCAGCAUGGUAUAAAGACUGGGGAUUUUUAGCAGGUGGUGCUGAAAAUUUAGAUAUAAAAGAUGCGACAAAACUAUAUUCUAUAGAUUAAUAAAUAUAGAAAGUUAAUGAUUAAGUAAAUAGCAUAACGAAAUCUUUAAAAUAAACUAGUAAUUAAAUUUACGGAUAAGGUUAAAAUUUAGAAACAUUAAAAUUGACAGAAAACAAUAUGAAAAAUAUCCUGAAUUAAAACCAUAAGAAAGAAAGUUGCCUUAAGGAUGGAAAAAGAAAAAUGGACUGCACAAUUACAUUGAAAAUAGGAAUUUUUUAAACCAAAUUACUUAUUGAUCCAGGAUCAAAUGAGACAUUAAUUACUAAUUCUAUAGUUAUAGGUACAAAUGUAUUUACAUUUACAACAAAAAUGAUUGCUUAGUUAAGGGAAACUAAAUAAUUAAAAUAAGAUUUAUAAAUUUAUAAUGUUGAUAAUUAAAAUGAAGAAAUAGGAAGAGUGCAUGUAUAAAUAAAUUAUAUUUCAAAUGAAUUCUAAGAUUAAAUAAAUGAUGAUAUUUAAUUAGUAUAAAAUCUAUAUUACGACCCAUUAGAAAAAGAUUUAUAUAUUAUAAAAGAAAAAAGUGAAAAAAUAGAAAAAAUAUUAUGUUUAAAAUAAGAAGAAUAUAUUAAAGUUUAAGAAAAAAUAUAAUUUUUAAAUAAUGCUCAUAAAACUGUUUCGUUUGAUUUGUCAAAACUAAGAUAAGAAUGCGAAUCAUUGGAAGUAUUUUUAUAAAAAUAUUAAAAUAUAUUAAUAAUUUUAAUAUAUAAGUAAUAAAACAAUUAAUUAAGAAAUCAAAUUAAAAGAAAUAGUGACGUAAAUGAAAUUCAUAUUCAUAUUGAUGUUCUUAAAAAUACUAAUUAAGGAUAAGAUAUAUUAAAAUAAAAGUUAGCAAUCUUAAUGAACAAACUUUAAUUCGAAUAAGAAAUUUAUUAAGAUCUUAAAAAUACUUAUUUUUAAAUUGAAUCAUAAAUGAAAGCUUCUGAAGAAAUUAAAAAUUAAAUCGAAAUAGUUAAAGAAGCUUCUUAAUAAUAAGAUUUUCAUAUAUAAAGAUGUAGAGAUUAAUUACCUUAAAUUUAAAAUAUUAUUUCGACUAUGAAAUCAUAAGAAAGUAUAAUAAAAAACUUAAAAAAUUUGAUAUAAGAAAAAGCUUAAAAUAACUACAGAUUAAGUUCGAAAGAAUUAGAAAUAAAAAUAAAAUAUUUAUAGCAUUAAAAAGAUAUAUUAAUUGAAAAAGAGAAACAAAUAGAAAGUUUGCUUUCUAUUUCUCAAGAUUUACCUUUAAGUGCUUUAUAAAAAUUUUAAAAAGAUGAAUAUAUAAGAGAAGAUCCUUAAGAAAUAAAAAAAUAUAAAUAAGAAUGUGAAAAAUUAUUAUAGGAAAUAGAAUAAAAUAGCAUGGAAUUAGAUAGAUUAAAUGUAAAGGAAGAAAUGAUUUAAAGAUAAAAUAAAUUAUUUUAUAAAGAUGAAUAAUAUAAAUAAAAAAAAGAAAUGCUAUUAUUUGAUAUUGAAACAAAAUAAAAUUAGGCUAAUAUUAUAUAAGAUGAAAUUGUAAGAUAAACAAAAUAAUAUGCCCAAGAAACUGCAUAAUUGAAAGCUAAAAUCUCAAUAUUAGAUAAUUUAAUAAAAACUAGUCAUGGUAAAAUUUAAUGA
Messenger RNA from Ichthyophthirius multifiliis, 1959 nucleotides. RefSeq lists its product as hypothetical. Lineage: Eukaryota; Ciliophora; Oligohymenophorea; Hymenostomatida. The record is from RefSeq and is a predicted model, not a curated record. The transcript has 13 exons.